ACGUCAUUCUCGCGGGCGCGCGUCGGGUCUGCCGGCGGCGGGGCGGCAUGGGGCGGCGGGGCGGCGCGGGGCGGGGGCGCCGGGACCCCCUCGUCCGCCCCCCGCUGCGGCCGCCGCCGCUGCUCCUCCUCCUCCUCCUCUUCCUCCUCCUCCUCGUCCUCCUCCUGCCGCCGCCCGCCGACGGGCUCUUUGUGACCGACUACUUCACCCGCACGCCGCGCAAGCUCAGCCCGUUCCGCUCCUUUGCCAGCAUCGAGCUCUUCCACUUCCACAUCCCCGAGGACACGGUCAUCGCCGUCUGGAACCUCAUCACCUUCAAGGAGCAGGGUGGCACCUUCGGGGACCACUGCCCGGACCGUAGCAUCACCGUGUAUUUCCGCUCGGGGGCUCCCUCGGUCAUCAACCCGCUGCGCACGCACUUCCCCAAGGACACGGCCGUCCCUGGCUCCUUCGCGCUCACCCUCACCUGGACGCUGCCCAACCGCACCACGGGGGUGUUCAACGUCACCAGCCCCCUGCCCGGGGACUGGUUUUUGGCUGCCCACCUGCCCAAAGAUGAGGGGAAGAUCUCCGUCAAGGGUCUCUACGAGGAGUGCCAGUACCUCUUCCAGCCGCAGCUCAUCGUGCAGCGCCUGGUCAACAUCGCCGUGCUGUACCCCGGCUACGCCUCCGAGCAGAGCAUGGCCCCCCACAACCGCUCCUGCCUCUACAAGGUGUUCGUGCCCAGCUACACGUCACGCGUGCUGGUGGAGGUGCUGCGGUGCCGGGGGGCCGAGGGCUGCCCCCUGUGGCUGCGGGUGCGGGCCAAGGCCCCCCCGCUGCACAACUCCACGGCGCUGGACUGCCGGGAGCACGCGCCCUGCCAGCUGGCACUGGACCUGCCCUUCUGGCAGCACUGGUACUACGUGCUGGUGGAGAGGCACCCCGGGGCGCCGGGCGCCGUCUCCUUCCAGGUCAUCGUGCAGCUCACGGACUGCUCCCGCCCCAGCCUGUCCCGGCCGCCCUUCCUGCCCUCCAGCGCCUCCAUGAACAUGCCCCACUCCUUCGGCUCGGCGGGCGGGCUGGCGCUGGGGGACAGCCCCCCUCCCGCCAGCCCCAACGGCACCAAGCGCCCGCUGGCCGCCGUCCCCGCCUCUGCCGCCGGCGAGCGCUGCUGGCCCGUCCGCCCCACGCUGCGCAACGAGCUGGACACCUUCUCCGUCCACUUCUACAUCUUCUUCGGGCCCAACGUGUCGGUGCCGCCCGACCGCCCCGCCGUCUUCGUCAUCAACCUGCUGCCGGUGCUGGACAGCGGCGGGGUGCUCAACCUGGAGCUGCGGCUCAACGUGAGCUCCCUGCGUGGUGAGAACGCGACGGUGUUCGGCUGCCUGAACCACGAGGUGCCGCUGGCCUCCGGUGACAACGCCUCGGUCACCUGCGAGACGGAGUCCCUGGCAGGCUUCCUGCUCUCCGUCAACGCCACGGCCAGCCUCAGCCGCCUGCGCAUCCCCUACCCGCAGACGGGCAGCUGGUACCUCAGCCUGCGCUCCCUCUGCGCCACGGAGCACGGGUUCGAGCCCUGCACCAACGUGACGGCCGAGGUCUACCUGCGCGCCUACCUCUCGCCCUGCAUCAACGACUGCGGCAUCUACGGGCAGUGCAAGCUGCUGCGCACCAACAACUACCUGUACGCCGCCUGCGAGUGCAAAGCCGGCUGGAACGGCUGGGGCUGCACGGACAACGCCGAGGCGUUCUCCUACGGCUUCCAGCUCCUCUCCACGCUGCUGCUCUGCCUCAGCAACGUCAUGUUCGUGCCUCCCGUGGCCAUCGCCGUGCGCAGCCACUACCUCCUGGAAGCCGCCGUCUACAUCUUCACCAUGUUCUUCUCCACCUUUUACCACGCCUGUGACCAGCCGGGCAUCGUGGUGUUCUGCAUCAUGGACUACGACGUGCUGCAGUUCUGCGAUUUCCUGGGCUCCCUCAUGUCCGUCUGGGUCACCGUCAUCGCCAUGGCCCGGCUCCAGCCCGUGGUCAAGCAGGUGCUGUACCUGCUGGGGGCCAUGCUGCUCUCCAUGGCCCUGCAGAUGGACCGCCACGGGCUCUGGAACCUGCUGGGACCCAGCCUCUUCGCCUUGGGCAUCAUGGCCAUCGCUUGGACGGCUCGCACCAUCCGCCGCCGCCACUGCUACCCGCCCACCUGGAAGCGCUGGGCUUUCUACCUGUGCCCCGGGGCCCUGAUCGCGGCGGCCGCUGUGCUGCUCUACGCCUUCGUGGAGACGGAGGAGAACUACUUCUACAUCCACAGCAUCUGGCACCUGCUCAUCGCCGGCAGCGUCGGCUUCCUGCUGCCGCCCCGCGCCAAGCCCGCCGGGCGCCUGGGCUCGCUGCCCCGCCGCAAGGGCUGCGGGUACCAGCUCUGCGUCAACGAGCAGGAGGAGCUGGGGCUCGUCGACCCCGCCGUCGCCUCCAUCAACAGCAUCUGCACCAGCUGAUGCCGCCGGUGGAGCGGACUCGGGCAGGGGG
Molecule: messenger RNA, 2502 nt
Organism: Oxyura jamaicensis (ruddy duck)
Lineage: Eukaryota; Metazoa; Chordata; Aves; Anseriformes; Anatidae
Product: transmembrane protein 8B-like
Exons: 13
Coding region: 48-2471 (807 amino acids)
Cellular component (GO): plasma membrane
Source: RefSeq, a predicted model, not a curated record